Messenger RNA from Xenopus laevis (African clawed frog), 1897 nucleotides. Its product is annotated as gastrula zinc finger protein XlCGF8.2DB-like. Lineage: Eukaryota; Metazoa; Chordata; Amphibia; Anura; Pipidae. Bases 502 to 1443 code for a protein of 313 amino acids. The record is from RefSeq and is a predicted model, not a curated record. The transcript is spliced from 2 exons.
UUCCAUAGUUCCAUCCCAGGGUGCAAAUUAAGGCUGUUCCAGUCUCUCAUUAUCCCAUGCUAAUUAAGAGCCAUUGAUAAACAUGUGACUAUGCUAAUGAAGGUCGUUAGAGAACAAGAACUCAUCAGUCUUCCUUUACAUAUUGUGGGGAAACCUUUUUCCCAAAACAAAGGCACGGCCCAUAGUUGUUUGUUGUAAGUAGUUGAAGCAGAUCCAGGCUUGGGGGGAUCCAAAAUGGGAUAAAAAGGUGUGAGAAUGAGAGGUGAGUUAGUUUGGGGAAGAGACGUGUGGGUACAGGAGCUCUGCAGGCUAAUGAGGAGACUCUGCCCAAGGACAGUCAUUUAUAUAUUUGCUUGAAAGAGAAGAGCUACAGAAGCCAAUGAUUCUCUGAUUCUUUGGAUAAAGACAAGAGACCAUUAGACUGUAGAACUUCUCCAACACCAGCAAAUUCUCACAUUGGAAAGAUAAAUCUGUAUCAGACUCAGAAAAAGCUUUAAUACAAUGAGCCUUCCCAACUGCCAGAAGGAACGUCCCUCGGUGGCACAAAAUGAUGACUGUCCAGAAAUUGAGCAAAGAUACUUAAUAAAUAAUGAACUUAACACAUGUAACAUCUCUGAGAAACCAUUCAUGUGCACUGAAUGUGGCAAAUGUUUUACUCUACAAAGAGACUUGGAAAUUCACCAGAGGAUUCAUACUGGGGAGAAACCAUUUACCUGCACAGAAUGUGGCAAUAGUUUCAGGCUGAAGGAAUGCCUUAAAAGACACCAGAUAAUCCACACAGGAGAGAAACCUUAUGCAUGUACAGAAUGUGAGAAACAUUUCACUUUGAAGGAUAAUUUACUCAGGCAUCAGAAAAUUCAUAUUGGAGUGAAACCAUUUGAGUGUACAGAAUGUGGAAAGAGCUUCUCCCAGAAAAGCCAACUUCAGGCGCACCACAAAAGUCACACGGGGGAGAAACCAUUUCCUUGUGCAGAAUGUGGGAAACGUUUCGGUUUAAAGAGCCACCUCAACAGGCAUCAAAAAAUUCACACAGGGGAGAAACCUUUGACUUGUACAGAAUGCGGCAAAAGUUUCUCUACAAAGGACAACCUUUCUUCACACGUAAUAGUCCACACAGGAGAGAAGAGGUUCCCAUGUACCAAAUGUGGGAAAAAAUUCACCCGUGAGGACAGGCUUGAAAAACACAUGCGACUUCACACAAAAAAACCUUUCACAUGUACAGAAUGUGGGAAAAGCUUUUGCAGUGAGGGAAGACUAUACUGUCACCAGGCAACUCACACAGGGGAGAAACCAUUCACUUGCAUGGAAUGUGGCAAAUGUUUCUCAAGAAAGUCCAGCCUUCAGCGGCAUGGAAUUAUCCACACAAGGACAAGACUUUUGAAUGUUCAGAUGUACCAGGCAGAUGUUUCUCAACAAAGUCCAACCUUCAACAGCACCAUGUAAUCUGCACAGGGGAGAACCCUUUCACCUGCACAGAACGUAGCAGACAUUCCACAAAGGAAAUAAAUGGAUUAUUUUCAGAUGAAGAGAACAAACUAACACUUUAACCUUUCACUUGGUUAAAUCAUGGAAGAUGCUUCAUGGUUUUCUUUUCUACUCUGGCUCUCUGCCAUUAUGAAGUUCUGAUAGAUGGACCUUCCAACUCAACUACAUCUAAAGCUACCAACAAGCAUUCUGAAUGGGUUCUCCUUUGCUUAUUUAAAACUCAAAUUCAGCCACUUUGGGAUUAUUUUCUAAUAACAUUCACUGAAUUAAAGAAAUGUAAUAUUUUAGCAGGUGCAGUGCAGAGUUUUUGUUUUUCUGAUUGACUUUUCUGAAAGACCUUUCUGGGAGAAAACACCCUUGCUAAAUAUGAGUUCAAUGAAUAAAGCUGAACAUAAGUUUUGUCUAUUUUAAA